CUCAGGAUCAACCGUCUAAGUGUUAAAACUAGACUCCAAAUUCCGAAUGGGAGACGGAAAAGGAUUGGGCAAAGGAAGCCAUAUCCUGAAGCCGUAGGUUCUGGAGGAACAUCUUAACUUCAACUUUCAAAAUAAAUGUAGCUCCAUGCUCCCUGCUGACCCAGGGUAGAUCUUGCGGUAAAAAAAUGGGUGUGAUAUCUCUGCUGCUGCUGCUCUGCCUCCCCUUCUGCGUCCAUGGCUUUGGAGCUCAAGAAGCUCUUGAUGGGCUCCUUCCCAAUGGCAACUUUGAGUUGAGCCCCAGGCCGCACAAACUGAACAAAAGUGUCAUCGUCGGCAAGCAUUCCCUUCCCAACUGGACCAUCCAUGGCCUCGUCGAGUACGUGUCCGGUGGGCCGCAGCCCGGCGGCAUGUUCUUCGCCGUGCCCCAUGGCGUCCAUGCCGUGCGCCUUGGCAACGAGGCUUCCAUCUCCCAGAACAUUACCGUCAAGCCCGGCUCCCUUUACGCCCUCACGUUCAGUGCCACCAGGACUUGUGCCCAGGAUGAGGUGCUGAGGGUCUCGGUGCCUCCUCUCCUCGGUGAUGUCCCAAUCCAGACACUGUACAGCUCCACCGGAGGCGAUACUUAUGCUUGGGCCUUCAGGCCUACCAAUUCAACGGCGCAGGUGAUCUUCCACAACAUUGGGGUCCAGGAGGACCCAGCAUGCGGGCCUCUCCUGGAUGCUGUGGCCAUUAAGGUGCUCCUCCCUCCAAUGCCCACAAGAGAUAACCUUGUGAAGAAUGGAGGUUUCGAGGAAGGUCCGCAUGUCUUCAAGAACUCCACAACUGGCGUCCUUCUCCCUCCCAAGCAGCAGGACGUUACAUCUCCUCUCCCUGGCUGGAUCAUUGAAUCCCUGAAGGCUGUCAGAUUUGUAGACUCGGCCCAUUUCUCUGUCCCCGUCGGCCAAUAUGCCGUGGAGCUUGUGGCUGGGAGAGAGAGUGCGAUAGCUCAAGUCAUCAGGACAAUCCAAUACAAGUACUACAAUCUCAGUUUUGUGGUUGGUGAUGCAAAGAAUGGCUGCCAUGGCGCGAUGCAGGUCGAAGCUUUCGCUGGCAAUAGCACACUGUCAGUGGCAUUACGAUCCCAUGGAAAGGGUGGAUUUAAAGCUGCAAGCUUGAAGUUUAUGGCGAUUUCGAGCAGGACUAGGCUCACAUUCUACAGCUACCACUACCACACUAGAGUUGACCAACCUGGGUCUCUUUGUGGACCAGUCUUGGAUCAAGUAAGGGUUUAUCCUCUCCCACGUCUGCAUCGUUAGGUUAUUAGAGUGGUUGUGACGUGUGCGAUUUGCAGCAAGGGUAAACUAGUUGUUGGCUUUUAUGUAUGAUCGGUGUUGGUCUGGCUGCCUUUGUUUGGAACCUAAAAACUUUGUAGUUAUAUUUGAAGCACUUGAAGAAGUGGUAAAGUUAAUUGCUGUUGCGAGUGGUAAA
Phoenix dactylifera (date palm) is the source of this 1467-nucleotide messenger RNA. Its product is annotated as protein TEEBE-like. NCBI's taxonomy places the organism in Eukaryota, Viridiplantae, Streptophyta, Magnoliopsida, Arecales, Arecaceae. The record is from RefSeq and is a predicted model, not a curated record.